UGCUGUUUCCCCAAAGUUGGUUGAGAGUGCUGUCCUGCUCAGCUCUCGAGUUGCAUCGCUGACAGAGGUUGGUCCAGGGAGCAGCGCAGUCUGAGGCACACUGUUCGAGUGACAUCGGAAAGCUGUGGCUUGAGGACGUACUUAGCUUGGAUGCUCUGAAGUGGUACCCUAGGAGGAUAAAGCUCAGAGCACUGUGACCCUGGAUGCUGGACGUGUGUAAACUAUGGAAAUGCUGUCCUUCUGGGAUGUGGCCAUUGAUUUCUCUCCAGAAGAGAGGGAAUGCCUGGACCCUGCUCAGUGGGAUCUGUACAGAGAUGUGAUGCUGGAGAAUUACAGCAAUCUGGAUUUCCUGGGUCUUGCUUUCUCUAAGCCAUUCCUGGUGACAUUUCUGGAGCAAAGACAAGGGCCUUGGGAUGUGAAGAGACAAGCAGCAGCCACUGUGCAUCCAGGAAAAACACUCAAUAAAUGUAAAGAUUUCAGCAAGGCCUUUUAUUGCAAGUCACUGCUUACUCAACACCAGAGAAUUCGUACAGGGGAGAAAGCCUUCAAGUGUGAAGAAUGUGGUAAGGCUUUUAAUAGUCAUUCAAACCUUUCUGAACACAAGAGAAUACAUACUGGAGAAAAACCGUACAAAUGUGAAGAAUGUGGUAAGGCCUUUCGUACUCGCUCAAAACUUUCUACACACCAGAGAGUUCAUACUGGAGAAAAACCAUACAAAUGUGAAGAAUGUGGUAAGGCUUUUAAUAGUCAUUCAAACCUUUCUGAACACAAGAGAAUACAUACUGGAGAAAAACCCUACAAAUGUGAAAAAUGUGGCAAGGCCUUCAGUACUCGCUCAACACAUUAUAGACACCAGAAAAAUCAUACUGGAGAAAAACCAUACAAGUGUGAAGAAUGCGCCAAAGUAUUUUCCUACCCUUCAUUGCUUAAGGUACAUCAAAGAAUUCAUUCUGCAGAGAAAUCUUACAAGUGUGAAGAAUGUGGGAAACCAUUUUACUGUCCUUUAUUGCUUAAGAAGCAUCAAAUAAUUCAUUCUGCAGAGAAACCCUACAAGUGUGCAGAAUGUGGCAAAGCCUUUCACUAUCCUUCAUUGCUUAAGCGACAUCAAAGAAUUCACGCUGGAAAGAAACCCUGUAAGUGUAAAGACUGCGACAGGGCAUUUUACUCUUCUGCAUUCCUUAAGCGUCAUCAAAGAAUUCAUUCUGAAGAGAAUUCCUACAAGUGUGGAGAAUGUGGCAAAAGGUUUUGUUCUAUUCCACACCUUCAGUAUCACCAAAGAUUUCAUUCUGGAGAGAAACCAUACAAAUGUGAACAAUGUGGGAAAACAUUUUCUACUCUCUCAUACCUUCCUUGGCAUAAAUUGCGUCAUUCUGGGGAGAAAUCGUACAAGUGUGAAAAAUGUGGAAAAAUGUUUUACUCUACUUUGGACCUUAAAAAACACCAAAAAAUUCAUGAAUAUAAGUGUGGGGAAUGCCACUAUGGCUUUCCUAAUUACGCAGCCCUUACUGCACACCAGAGAGUUCAUACUGGAGAGAAACCUCACGUAUGCAAACAAUGUGGGAAAGACUUUUCUAGGGUUGAUAGCCUCAAUCAGCAUCAGCUUGUUCAUACUGGAGAGAAACCCUAUAAAUGUGAAAAAUGUGGCAAGUGCUUCUACCGCUCUUCAUCCCUUAAAAGGCAUCAAGGAAUUCAUUCUUAAUAGAAAAUUUGACAAGUGAUAUGUGAUAAAAAAAAUCUUGCUAAAUAUUCAGACCUUGCCCAAGACAAAUGAAACCAUUGAGUAGAGAAGCCACGUGCCUGUGAGGAACGCUGAGUGCUUU
This is a messenger RNA of Mus pahari (shrew mouse), 1820 nucleotides long. RefSeq names its product zinc finger protein 58. Gene Ontology annotation, molecular function: DNA-binding transcription repressor activity, RNA polymerase II-specific; RNA polymerase II cis-regulatory region sequence-specific DNA binding. Lineage: Eukaryota; Metazoa; Chordata; Mammalia; Rodentia; Muridae. The transcript is spliced from 5 exons. The record is from RefSeq and is a predicted model, not a curated record. The coding region runs from base 224 to 1699 and encodes 491 amino acids. Gene Ontology annotation, biological process: negative regulation of transcription by RNA polymerase II.